AUGUACAAGCGGAUCGACCAUAACAACCUCAAAGCACAGCUCGGCCAAUGUGUUGAUUUGGCUACCUCAGCUAUGGGUGGCAGCAUUGUCGCAGUAACCGACGAGUUUUUCGCACCCGCCAUCAGAAUGAUCGAUGCCGCACCCGCUGUGAGUGCCCCUGGCAAAUUCGACGAUCACGGCCAGUGGAUGGACGGUUGGGAAACAAAGCGCCAUAACCAACGAGACUACGACUGGUGCAUCAUCAAACUCGGAUUCGCCGGAUCAGUAAGCGGAUUCGAUAUCGAUACCAGCUUUUUCACCGGCAACCAGGCGCCUGCUGCGUCUGUGGAUGCCGUUUUUUGCCCCGAGGGCGAGGACCUCGACAAUGCACAGUGGACAGAGAUUUUGCCCCGCGUCGAUUUACCUCCGUCGUGCCACAAUGCUUUUGUCCUGAACAACGCAACCAAGGUUUUCACUCAUGUCCGCAUCAACAACUACCCCGACGGUGGCAUUGCUCGCUUCCGUGUUUACGGUCAAGUGGCUCCUCAGUGGCCCGCAAACGUUUCCGAGGUUUUGGAUUUGGCAUAUGUGGGCUAUGGCGGUCGUGUUGUCUCUGCUACGGAUGAGCACUAUGCACCCGCAAGCAACAUUCUCUUGCCUGGCCGUGGCAAGGACGCAGACGACGGAUGGCAGACCAAGCGAUCCCGUGUGCCAAACCAUAACGACUCCGUAGUCAUCCGUCUCGGAGCCAAGGGCCACAUCUUGAAGGUCGAGGUCGACACAUCCGAUUUCAAGGGCAACUAUCCCAACCGGAUCAAGUUGGAGGCCACCAACACCAAUGCCGAGGUGCCUGAUGCCAGCAGUCAGUGGGUCACCGUGGUCCAGCCCUCAUCCACAGGUCCUCACGGCCAGUUCUACUUUGAUGCUUCGCACACUGACCAAGUAUUUUCGCACGCUCGUGUUAGCAUUAUUCCCGAUGGUGGCUUCAAGCGCAUCCGCCUGCACGGCGUGCGUCAAGGAGGCCAAAUCCCUAGCCUGCCUCUCCCCAACUUCCCCAAGCGCAUCAUCGUGGCCGAACCCUUGACGUCCGAAAAGUAUGCGCCUUUCGGUGAAGUCAUUGAGGCUAAGCUGAACAUUAAAGUCACUGGUGCCAACCAGGGCACUGCCAAAAAGUUCCACCAUGUCGCCAAGGUCACCAACGCCUUCCCCAACGACAGCGGCAAAGUCAACCUGUGCGUCUUCCGCAGUUCCCCCACCAAAGAACUUCCAUUCAAAGUCAAGUUGUUUGAACGUCAUCCUUACUCCAGCCAGCAGUUCGUCCCCAUGACCAACGGAAAGACACGUGGCUACCUGGUCAUCGUAUGCUUGAAUAACGAGGAUGGAUCGCCCGACUUGACCACCACAAAGGCAUUCAUCGCCUCGUCCACCCAGGGCAUUAGUUAUAGACGCGGUGUAUGGCACCAUCCCAUGAUUUCCUUAGAGCAUGAAACUGACUUUGCUUGCCUUGUGCACGAAAACGGCACCCCUAACGAUGAUUGCCAGGAAGCUUAUGUAGACGGCGUCGUUGUCCAGGUGCCUGGAUUCCAAGGCAACUCGAAAAUAUAA
Molecule: messenger RNA, 1584 nt
Organism: Zychaea mexicana
Lineage: Eukaryota; Fungi; Mucoromycota; Mucoromycetes; Mucorales; Lichtheimiaceae
Product: galactose-binding domain-like protein
Exons: 3
Coding region: 1-1584 (527 amino acids)
Biological process (GO): allantoin catabolic process
Molecular function (GO): ureidoglycolate lyase activity; ureidoglycolate hydrolase activity; allantoicase activity
Source: RefSeq, a predicted model, not a curated record